Cuscuta europaea is the source of this 732-nucleotide messenger RNA. Lineage: Eukaryota; Viridiplantae; Streptophyta; Magnoliopsida; Solanales; Convolvulaceae. The record is from the annotation of a GenBank genome assembly.
ACUUUGGCUGCCUACGGGUGUUUACCGAAGAAAAAGGGGGAAGUGCCGCAGCCGUCCUUGCUUCGAUAGGAGAAGGGAAGACCCAGAUCUAGAUACUGUUGGACAGAGGGGACGUUCUCGACAGUCGUGCCCGACGGAUCUCCAUGGUCGUCGCUGGUCUACAUCCCAACCUUCGAGUUGUGACCGCAGGAAGAGCAGGGGUAGCGAGGUCUGGAGCGACGGCAGCGAAUUCCGGCCCACCCGCUGGCGGCUACAGUCCUCAGGGUGCACCGGGAGGGGCUAUCCUGAGGAACGAAGAAGGUCAGAUGGUCUUAACAGCAUCUUUUCCGAUUCAGGCCUCAUCUCCUCCGGAAGCGGAACUUCGAUCGUUGAUUCAUGCCACAAAAUGGGCGACGACUGAGGGCUUCCAUGACUUUCAGGUGGAGGUAGAUUCCACGGAGGUGUUGAAGUAUAUCAGAACUGCGACCGACAUUAUUCCACGGAGGUGUUGCAGUUCCAUAUUUUUUUUUCUUGCUGAAUUUCCAGAACAGAUUUUGACUGGUUUCUUGUAAAUGGGAUGAAUUAUUAGAUGUUUUUUGGAAGGAUUUCUCACUUGAUUUGCUCAAACUCUCGACGAGAGCACCAUUGAUGGAUUAUAGGGAUCCAAACAUAUAAUUAAAAGGAGAGAUUGAGCUAUGAAAGUGAAGACGAUGAAUGAAUAGUAGAAAUGUGUGUGAAUAUUGGUUCUAGGAA